Cyphellophora attinorum is the source of this 1287-nucleotide messenger RNA. RefSeq names its product Serine/threonine-protein phosphatase 2A activator 1. Gene Ontology annotation, cellular component: cytoplasm; protein phosphatase type 2A complex; nucleus. The transcript has a single exon. Gene Ontology annotation, biological process: mitotic spindle organization. Gene Ontology annotation, molecular function: protein tyrosine phosphatase activator activity; peptidyl-prolyl cis-trans isomerase activity. NCBI's taxonomy places the organism in Eukaryota, Fungi, Ascomycota, Eurotiomycetes, Chaetothyriales, Cyphellophoraceae. The coding region runs from base 1 to 1287 and encodes 428 amino acids. The record is from RefSeq and is a predicted model, not a curated record.
AUGGUACUUCCAACGCUUCCGACUAAGGUUGCGAGACCGGCUGAUAAGUCGCCACCACACCACAAGUUCGAGAAGCCUGUCAAAAAGAUUUACGACGGCGCCGAUGUCUCGUUCUUUCUGACCUCGCUAGCCUACCGGGAUCUCACAACAUUCAUUCUUCAAUUGAAUCGUGCAGUCGUCGCGCGGAAGACCAUUGUGAAGGACGAGUUUGUGGCAUACCCUCUCUACGCUCCGAAUGUGAAGGCUGGAUGGGCUUGCCAGAAUAUCUGUCUACGAGUGCUCCUCGAGAAGUUGGACGCUUUGAUCGACGAGGCUCCUCCGGAUACGGGACCGAGGCGUUUCGGCAAUGUCAGCUUUCGUCUGUGGUACAAGCUUAUGGAAGAGCGAGUCAGAGAUCUACUCCGAACGUAUGUCGCUAAUCAUCUUGAAUGGGAUGUCCCGGCAGAAGAUAUGGAAUCAGCGCUGGAAGAGAUCGAGGCCUACCUCCUAGGAAGUUUUGGCAGUCCACAACGACUCGACUACGGCACUGGCCACGAGCUGAGCUUCAUUGCGUUUUUAGGAUGCCUGUGGAAAUUGGGACAAUUUGGUUCCGGCGGUCCAACGGUUCCAGAGCGAAGUAUUGUGCUCGGAAUAAUUCAGCCGUAUCUGACACUGGUCCGGAAACUCAUCGUCACCUAUACACUCGAACCAGCCGGCUCGCACGGUGUCUGGGGUCUCGACGACAAUUCCUUCAUGCCAUACAUCUUUGGAUCAGCACAACUCAGCCCAGCAAUCGAAGAGGGGGGCGACACGCCAACCGAGGGCUCAUUGCCUGGCGCGCCUGAGCCGAGCUCCAUCUCGAAGCAAAACCUGGUGGAGAAGGAGAAGGACACCAACAUGUUUUUCUCUGCAAUCAAUUUCAUAUUCGAGGUCAAGAAGGGCCCAUUCUGGGAGCACAGUCCAAUGCUAUUCGACAUCUCAGGCAUCAAAGACGGGUGGGGCAAGAUCAAUAAGGGUAUGCUCAAGAUGUACGACGCUGAGGUGCUAUGCAAGUUCCCUGUCGUUCAGCAUUUCCCUUUCGGCUCGCUGUUUCGGUGGGAGAAGGAUCCGAAGGCAAAGCCGCUUCCAGCUUCGGUACUCAACAGUUACCAAGUCGGAAGUGGUGGACCUGGAGCACAAGUCAGCACAGCGGCGCCUUGGGCAGUGGGAGCUCCAUUACCGGGACGCAACGGAAACAUUCAAGCACCAAGUGCAAGACCUGGACCACAGUCAGGCACGAAGGCGCCCUGGGCGGCGACGAAGCGGUAG